AUGUGUGAAAAAGAGUUCAGACGGGUGUAUCGAGAAAGCUUAAGCUGGCAUAGACGGAUGCGUACAGUAUACGUCAACAGGGUGGAAAUAGUUUACCCUCUCACAGGAGAAGAAUUCAGAAACGCACUGAGCUUGUUAAAGUUGUUGCUACGAGUAGGCGGGAAAGACCCCCCGUGGUACAGGCUUUUAGAUAGAACUAAAGAGUUGCCGUGCGAUGUAAAUAAAUCGCACAGGGUGGAGGUGGAAAUUUAUUCUGAACGUAGAUCCAAGAAGAAGCCGAAUUCAGAACAGGGCUUAUUUUUCAACAAGCAGGGUGCAUGUGGGGUGGUGAUGGGAGAAGCAGAGUGGGGGCCGGGAAAGAGAGGAGGCGAAGAUGGAGGAGGAGAUGGUGGAGGUUUGGUUUUCGGGAAGAUGGUUGGAACUUAUGUAGCAGAGAAAAAGCGUGCGGCGCGACGUUUGCAGCAGGGAUUGCAGGUUUCUGAAAGCGUGGCUCGCUGA
Molecule: messenger RNA, 498 nt
Organism: Chondrus crispus (carragheen)
Lineage: Eukaryota; Rhodophyta; Florideophyceae; Gigartinales; Gigartinaceae
Exons: 1
Coding region: 1-498 (165 amino acids)
Source: RefSeq, a predicted model, not a curated record